This is a messenger RNA of Crotalus tigris (Tiger rattlesnake), 8566 nucleotides long. Its product is annotated as low-density lipoprotein receptor-related protein 1B-like. Gene Ontology annotation, molecular function: calcium ion binding; protein binding. The annotation marks the transcript as partial. Lineage: Eukaryota; Metazoa; Chordata; Lepidosauria; Squamata; Viperidae. The record is from RefSeq and is a predicted model, not a curated record. The transcript has 51 exons.
GUUGUGACAGAUGUUGGAUCUGUGGAGGGUCUAGCAUAUCAUAGGGCUUGGGAUACUUUGUACUGGACCAGCUCUACUACAUCUUCUAUUACAAGGCACACAGUUGAUCAGAAACGAAGAGGUGCUUUCAACAGAGAAGCAGUAAUAACGAUGUCUGAAGAUGAUCACCCACAUGUAUUAGUCCUUGAUGAAUGCCAAAAUUUAAUGUUUUGGACUAACUGGAAUGAGCAACAUCCAAGCAUCAUGAGAGCUACAUUGUAUGGCAAAAAUGCACAAGUUGUAAUCAGCACUGACCUCUUAACACCAAAUGGACUUGCCAUGGAUCAUAGGGCUGAGAAACUGUAUUUUUCCGAUGGUAGUUUGGGAAAAAUAGAAAGGUGUGAAUAUGAUGGAUCCCACAGAAAUGUGAUAGUCAGAUCUGGACCUGGCACUUUUCUCAGUUUAGCUGUAUACGAUGCUUGGAUCUUCUGGACAGACUGGGUGAGAAGAGCUAUACUGCGAUCCAAUAAAUAUACAGGUGGAGAUACAAAAAUUCUUAGAUCUGAUAUCCCACAUCAACCUAUGGGCAUCAUAGCUGUUGCUAAUGACACUAACAGCUGUGAAUUAUCCCCUUGUGCCCAAAUGAAUGGAGGCUGUCAUGAUUUGUGUCUCCUGACACCUGAUGGGCAUGUUAAUUGUUCAUGCAGGGGUGACCGCAUACUUACAGAUGAUAACAGAUGUGUAUCUAAAAACAUGUCGUGCAAUUUCUACUCUGAAUUUGAAUGUGGAAAUGGUGAGUGCAUUGAUUACCAACUUUCCUGUGAUGGCAUAGCUCAUUGUAAGGACAAGUCUGAUGAGAAAUUAUUGUAUUGUGAAAACAGAAACUGUCGGAAAGGUUUUAAGCCUUGCUUAAAUCGGCGCUGUAUAUCUGCUAAUCAAAUUUGUGAUGGUAAAAAUGAUUGCGGUGACAGUUCUGAUGAAAGUGGUUGUGAAGUUUCUGGAUGUUCUUCUAUGGAAUUCCGCUGUUUAGAUGGAACUUGCAUUCCAAAAUCAGCUCAAUGCAAUCAGAUUGUGGAUUGUUUAGAUGCUUUGGAUGAGAAAAAUUGCAAUAAUACAGAUUGCAAAAAUUUCUAUAAACUUGGAGUGAAAUCUUCAGGAUUUAUUAGCUGUAACUUUACUUCACUUUGUAUACUACCAGAAUGGCUGUGUGAUGGAUCUAAUGAUUGUGGAGACUAUUCAGAUGAAUUAAAAUGCGCAGUUCGAAAUAAGCAUACAUGUGAAGAAAAUUAUUUUGGCUGUCCUAGUGGUAAAUGUAUUCUGAUUUCCUGGGUAUGUGACGGUCAGAAAGAUUGUGAAGAUGGAAGUGAUGAAUUACUCUGUGAUUCCUCCUGUUCAUGGAAUCAGUUUGCUUGUUCUGAACAAAAAUGCAUCUCCAAACAAUGGACUUGUGAUGGGGAAGAUGAUUGUGGAAAUGGUUUGGAUGAAAGUAAAGCUAUUUGUGGCUCAGUAACUUGUGCUCCAGACAUGUUCAGCUGUUUAGAUUCAUAUGCCUGUGUUCCUCAACACUGGCUUUGUGAUGGUGAAAGAGACUGUCCUAAUGGAAGUGAUGAACUUGCUACAGCAGGAUGUGCACCCAGUAAUACUUGUGAUGAAAAUACUUUCACAUGCCACAAUAAAGUCUGCAUUUCUAAACUGUUUGUAUGUGACCACGAUGAUGACUGUGGAGAUAGAUCAGAUGAAUCUCUAGAAUGUGACUAUCGCCAUUGUCAUCCUGGAGAAUUCAUCUGUGCUGAUGGAAGAUGUCUCUUAAAUUCUCAGUGGCAAUGCGAUGGAGACUUUGAUUGUCCAGAUCAUUCAGAUGAGGAUCCUAUUAAUAUAAAAUGCAGAAGUGCAGAGCAGUCAUGCAACAAUUCCUUUUUUAUGUGUAAAAAUGGCAAGUGCAUUCCCCAAGAAGAUGUUUGUGAUGCCAAACAGGAUUGUGGUGAUGGGUCUGAUGAGAGAAAUUGCCACAUAAAUGAAUGUUUGAGUAAGAAAGUUAGUGGCUGUUCUCAAGACUGUCAAGACCUUCCUGUUGGAUACAAGUGUAAAUGUUGGCCUGGUUUCCAUAUGAAGGAGGAUGGCAAAACAUGUGUAGACAUUGAUGAAUGUUCAUCUGGCUUUCCGUGCAGUCAGCAAUGCAUCAAUACAUAUGGGACUUACAAAUGCUUGUGUAUGGAUGGUUAUGAAAUGCAACCUAAUGCUCAGCAAGGCUGCAAAUCCCUUUCAGAUGAAGAGCCAUUCUUAAUUCUGGCUGAUCAUCAUGAAAUACGAAAAAUUAGUACUGAUGGAUCCAACUAUACUUCAAUGAAACAGGGCCUGAAUAAUGUGAUUUCAAUAGACUUCGAUUACAAAGAAGAGUUCAUCUAUUGGAUUGAUUCCAGCAGACCAAAUGGAAGUAGGAUUAACAGAAUGAAUCUGAAUGGGAAUGAUGUCAAGGUAGUUCAUAACACAGCUGUUCCUAAUGCAUUAGCAGUUGACUGGGUUGGAAAGAAUCUCUAUUGGUCUGACACAGAAAAAAGGAUGAUUGAAGUAUCCAAAAUCAAUGGCUUAUAUCCCACUGUUCUUGUGAGCAAAAGGGUGAAGUUUCCUAGAGAUCUCUCUUUAGAUCCUCAAAUUGGGUAUUUGUACUGGAUUGAUUGCUGUGAAUAUCCUCAUAUUGGUCGAGUUGGCAUGGAUGGCUCUAAUCAGACAGUUGUGAUAGAAACACAGAUAUCUAGACCCAUGGCUCUUACAAUAGACUAUGUCAACAGAAGAUUUUACUGGGCUGAUGAAAAUCAUAUUGAAUUUGCUAAUAUGGAUGGCACCCGCAGAAAUAAAGUUCCUAAUCAACAUGUUCUAGGCGUGAUUGCUCUAACAUUAUUUGAAGACUAUAUAUACUGGACAGAUGGAAAAACCAAGACUGUCAAUCGUGCCCACAAAAUCUCUGGAGCAGAUAAAGUAACACUGAUUAACUCAUGGCAUACCAUAACUGAUAUUCAAGUUUAUCAUUCAUUUAGGCAACCUAAUGUGGCUAAACAUACAUGUACAUUACAUAAUGGUGGCUGUAGUCAUCUGUGCCUUCUUGCCCCAAAUAAAACUCACACUUGUGCCUGUCCUACCAAUUUUUACCUCGCAUCAGAUAAUAAGACCUGCUUAUCAAAUUGCACAGCCAGUCAAUUCCGCUGUAGGACAGACAAAUGUAUUCCAUUUUGGUGGAAAUGUGACACUGUGGAUGAUUGUGGAGAUGGAUCAGAUGAACCUGAAGAAUGUCCUGAAUUUAAAUGUCAACCAGGACGUUUUCAAUGUGGAACUGGUCUCUGUGUUUUACCAGCUUUUAUAUGUGAUGGGGAAAAUGAUUGUGGAGAUAGCUCAGAUGAACUUAACUGUGACACACAUGUUUGCCUACCAGGUCAAUUUAAGUGCACCAAGAAUCAGAAAUGUAUCCCAAUAAAUCUCAGGUGUAAUGGACAAGAUAAUUGUGGUGAUGAAGAAGACGAAGGAGAUUGUCCGGAAAACAGCUGUUCUCCUGACCAUUUUCAGUGUAAAACCACAAAGCACUGUAUUUCUAAACUAUGGGUGUGUGAUGAGGAUCCAGACUGUGCUGAUGGAUCUGAUGAAGCAAAUUGUGAUAAAAAGACAUGUGGCCCUCAUGAAUACCAGUGCAAGAAUAGCAACUGCAUUCCAGAUCAUUGGCGAUGUGAUAGUCAAAAUGAUUGUGGUGACAAUUCUGAUGAAGAAAACUGCAAACCACAGACAUGCACUCAGAAGGAUUUUCACUGCUCAAAUGGAGACUGCAUGUCUGCAAGAUUCUGGUGUGAUGGUGAUUAUGACUGUGCAGAUGGUUCAGAUGAGAGAUAUUGUGACUCUGAGUGCUUAAAAGACCAGUUUCAGUGUUCCAAUGGUCAUUGCAUAGCAGCAAAAUGGAAAUGUGAUGGAUAUGAUGACUGCAUACUGGGAGAGGAUGAGAAGAAUUGUGAAUCAGCGCCCCCAACCUGCUCUUCAAGUGAAUAUGUCUGUGCCAAUGGAGGCUGUAUCUCAGCAUCUUUUAGAUGCAACGGAGAAUAUGAUUGUCCUGAUGGUUCCGAUGAAAUGCACUGUGUAACAGAAUGUAAAGAAGACCAAUUUCAAUGUAAAAAUAAAGCAUACUGUAUACCUAUCCGAUGGCUUUGUGAUGGAAUUCAAGAUUGUGUGGACAACAGUGAUGAACUAAAUUGUGACAGAGGGAGGAACAUAUGUAGAGCAGAUGAAUUCCUUUGCAACAAUUCACUCUGUAAACUCUACUUUUGGGUUUGUGAUGGAGAAGAUGAUUGUGGAGAUAACUCAGAUGAAUUUCCUGAAAUAUGUCUAAAUUUUCCAUGCCCUCCAACCAGGCCAUACCGAUGCAGAAAUAAUCAUGUUUGUUUGAGACAUGAGCAAAUUUGUAAUGGAAUUGAUGACUGUGGUGAUGAUUCAGAUGAAGAUCAUUGUGACAGAACUACAUAUAAAGCCAGACCUUGUAAAAAGAAUGAGUUUGCAUGUAGUAAUAAGAAGUGCAUACCUAUGGCACUAGAAUGUGAUCAGUUUGAUGACUGUGGAGAUGGUUCAGAUGAACAAGGCUGUAAAACAAGCUUGACUGAAUACAACUGUGAAAAUAAUGUGAAUCCUUGUGGUGAUGAUGCAUAUUGUAAUAAAACCAAAACAUCAAUUUUCUGCCAAUGUAAGCCUGGAUUUCAGAGGAAUAGGAGAAACUGGCAAUGUGAAGAUAUCAAUGAAUGUCUAAUAUUUGGCAUCUGCUCCCAGCUCUGUAUCAAUGUAAAAGGGUCAUAUAAAUGUACUUGUGAAAAGAACUAUAAAGAGAAAAACAGUAGCUGCAUUGCAAAAGGCUCUGAAGAUCAAGUUCUCUACAUUGCUAAUGACACUGAUAUCCUGGGUUUUGUAUAUCCAUUCAACUACAGUGAUGUUCAUCAACAGAUUACUCACAUUGAACAUAACUCAAGAAUAACUGGAAUGGAUCUGUAUUAUCAAGGGGAAAUUAUUAUUUGGAGUACUCAAUUUAAUCCAGGAGGCAUUUUCUAUAAAAAGGUCAAUGGGGGAGAAAGACGACAAAGCAGUAGCGGUGUGAUAUGUCCUGAAUUCAAACGCCCUAGAGACAUUGCAGUUGACUGGAUAGCUGGAAACAUUUACUGGACUGAUCAUUCCAGAAUGCAUUGGUUUAGUUAUUAUACAACUCAUUGGACAAGUUUAAGAUAUUCCAUCAAUGUGGGACAAAUAAGUGGACCAAACUGUACAAGACUCCUUACAAAUAUGGCAGGAGAACCAUAUGCAAUUGCCGUAAAUCCUCUGAAAGGCAUGAUGUAUUGGACUGUAAUUGGAGAUCGUUCUCAUAUAGAAGAAGCAGCGAUGGAUGGUACUUUGAGGAGGAUAAUUGUACAAAAAAAUGUACAAAGACCAACAGGUCUAGCAGUUGAUAACUUCAGUCAACGCUUGUUCUGGGCUGAUUUUGAAUUAUCAGUAAUUGGCAGUAUUCGUUUUGAUGGCUCUGAUUCAGUUAUAUGCAUUGGCAGCAAACAAGGCUUACUACAUCCUCAUAGAAUUGAUAUUUUUGAGAACUAUAUAUAUGGAGCUGGACCUAAAAAUGGUGCAUUUAGAGUGCAAAAAUUUGGCCAUGGUACUGUAGAAUAUUUGAACUUGGAGACUGAUAAAACAAAAAGUACCUUGAUUUCACAUCGCUACAAACAAAUACACUCUCUCAAUCCUUGUCUGCAGUUAACCUGUGAGUUCCUGUGUUUACUCAAUCCUUCAGGUGCAGCUUGCAUAUGUCCAGAAGGAAAGGCAAUGUUUAAUGGAAAAUGCAGUGAUUUGAACAUAUUAGAUGAGACUUGUAAGCUGGCUUGUGAAAAUGGAGGUAGAUGUGUUAUAAAUGAAAAAGGUGACCAAAGAUGUUAUUGUUGGCCAAGUUAUUCAGGAGACAGAUGUGAAAUUAACCAUUGUAACAAUUAUUGUCAGAAUGGAGGAACAUGCAUAGCUUCAGUUCUUGGAAGACCUGCAUGCAUUUGUACACUGGGGUUUACAGGUCCAAAUUGCAAUAAAACAGUCUGUGAUCAUUUUUGUCAGAAUGGAGGAACGUGCACUGUUACUGCUGGAAAUCAGCCCCACUGUCAAUGUCAGCCUAAACAUACAGGGGACCGAUGUCAAGAUUAUAUUUGCCACCAUUAUUGUGUUAAUUCUGAAUCUUGCAUCAUUGCUGAUGAUGGCAAUGUAGAAUGUUUCUGUCCUCUACAAUAUGAAGGCACAAAAUGUGAAACAGACAAAUGUGUAAAAUGUCAUGGAGGUCAGUGCAUCAUAGACAAGAAAAACGAUGACAUAAUGUGCAACUGCACAAAUGGAAAAAUUGCAUCCAGCUGCCAAUUAUGUGAUGGCUAUUGCUACAAUGGUGCGACUUGCCAAUUGGAUAUAGAGACAAAUAUACCUGUCUGUCUAUGCUCUGUGGGGUUUAAAAAUCAGCGCUGUGACCAGAAAGUGAACCCUUGUGAUUACUACUGUCAGAAUGAGGGAAUUUGCACUUUAACUGCGUUUAAUGAACCGAGAUGCAAAUGCCCUACAAACUGGUCAGGUACUCAGUGUGAAAGACCAGCUCCUAAGAGCAGCAAAUCUGAUAAUAUCAGCACAAGAAGUAUUGCAAUCAUUGUUCCUCUGGUCCUCUUGGUGACCUUGACUACUACUUUGGUAAUAGGUUUGCUUCUCUGUAAAAGAAAACGAAGGACAAAAACCAUCCGACGACAACCAAUAAUAAAUGGAGGACUCAGUGUAGAAAUUGGAAACCCAUCAUACAACAUGUAUGAAGUGGGGCAUAAUCACAGUGAGAGGAGUCUUUCAGAGUUCACAUUAAACCCAGAAAAGGGCAGAUACAUAGGGAGAGGUCCCACAGUCUUCAAGCUCCCCCAUACGGCACCACCCAUCUACUUAAACUCUGAUCUGAAAGGACCUCUAACAGCAGGGCCAACAAACUAUUCGAAUCCAGUGUAUGCAAAGUUAUACAUGGAUGGGCAGAAUUGCCGAAACUCCUUAGCAAGCAUGGAUGAAAGGAAAGAACUUCUUCCAAAGAAAAUAGAUAUUGGCAUAAGGGAGACUGUGGCAUAAUCAUUGUAAUCUUUUGUAUACUGUAUAAAUGUAUAAAAUAUAAGGAUUACUUUUCUAUGUACCAACGGUAUUAUAAUUGUUUUGGCAUCAGCAUUACCUCUGGAUAUUUUUUCAAUUUGGUUGGUGGUUAUCUGGGUCUUUCUUUUGCUGAUGACUUGACUGACCAUUUGUAUGGUAUUUUUAUGAAGAAAAAAACUGCACUACAGUACAAUUUGCAACAAUGCUGCUGAUAUAACACACACUGAAUUUGUUAAAAAUUUGAAAAAAUCCUUUGUAGUGUGAAUAUGGGCAAUCUAUUUUGUAUGAAUUUUUUCCUUUGGUUUUACUUAAUCUACUGAAGACAAUAUCUGCACUUUUCCAUUAUAUGGUCUGAAGGCUGUAGUACAGUGUGUGAAUUUGUUUUUGUUUCAGAUAGUGGAAGUAUGAUUGGGUUGUUUACUCUCUUCGUGCUCAUUAGAAAUUCACUUCAGAACCUUAAAACUAUAGAGGAGCUAAUUUCACAAUCAAACAUAACUUGCUUUUCCAAUUAGCUUUAGGUUGCAAAGAAGCUAUGAGUACUAUAGAAAACAUCUAAUGGUCUGCAUGAGCACAGAUUAUUCCGUUUUGGAGAUUCAGUGAUUGUCCAAGCUAUACUAAACAUAUAUACCAUGUAAAAAUAAUUCAUAUUUAGUAAAAUCUUAGUGAACUUAGUGAUAUACCACUUGCAAGUGGUGAGACCUUAACAGAUGUGUGAAAAGGCCUCUUCUGCAAUCCUAAGAGGGCGUCACCAAGACUGCACAUAAGUUUAUGCAUUUCUUUAAUCAGUCACAGGCACACUUUGUGUAUGAUGAGUUUCCAUAUUUUGUCAGGAGAGCAAAAAGCCAUAAGCACACACAUGGAGAACCAGAUUCUUAGGAGGAGGGAGGAAACUCAACCCUUUCAGAGAAACAUUACAGCAAACAAGUUUUCAUUCUUUUGUAUCAAUCAACACAUUAUUUAAAAGCAAGUGUGGAUAAAUUUUAAAAUUUCUUCAACAAACCUCAAGCUCACAUUCUCAAUAAUGGAGAGUGUAAAAAUGUAAUCAAUUUCCAGCACUUUCUCUGGUAUUAGCUUAUUUUAUGUUGUUAUGAAGAAUAAAAAGAAAAAAAACAAAAUAAAUACAACAUUUGCCUUUUUUUAAUUUGGCACAAAGAUGUCAUGCAAUUUGUUUAACCACCCAUGGAAUCUUUUCUAAACAACUUUAAGGCACAAAAUAUUUCUCACACUGGCAUUCAAAGAACUAGAGGACUUUUCAUUCCUCGGCUACAUGUUGCUGAUUUUAGCUGUCAUGGUCUAUUAAUCUAACAGAUUAAAUACAUUUGUGGUGGCUCUAUUCCCUUUGUACAAACAUUGCAAAAAAUAACACCUGUUUUAUAAGAGAUUUUUUGUUGUAUUCUGUGCAUGCAUACUACCUAUUUCUAAACUUUGCCAU